Messenger RNA from Cercospora beticola, 1752 nucleotides. RefSeq lists its product as uncharacterized. Gene Ontology annotation, molecular function: syntaxin binding; SNAP receptor activity. The record is from RefSeq and is a predicted model, not a curated record. Gene Ontology annotation, cellular component: SNARE complex; plasma membrane. NCBI's taxonomy places the organism in Eukaryota, Fungi, Ascomycota, Dothideomycetes, Mycosphaerellales, Mycosphaerellaceae. Gene Ontology annotation, biological process: vesicle fusion; exocytosis.
AUCGCUCCCUGAUCGGCGCCGUAGCUCUCCACCAACAUUUCCCACCUCACGUCCUCCUUGUGCCCUCUUCCUGUUUCGUACAUUUACUCCUGCACACCCACAUCGCAAUCAUGCCCUUCGGCUUAAGCAAAAAGGACAAGGAGAAGGACGGCGAUCUCGAAGCCAAGAAGUCAUCCCUCUUUGGCGGGCGCUCCAAGGGCAAAUCGAGUUCGCCUGCUCCCGCUUCCAACAACCCCUACGCCGUCCCACCAGCUGGCAACGAUCCGUAUGCGAAGAGCGGCGGCAAUCCAUACGCCAACCAGAAUAACAAUGACCCAUACGCGAAGAGCGUGAACUCGACACAGCCGCCGACAAGUUCGUUCGGCAACCUCAGUCUCAGCAGCGAGCAGAGUGCACCACCUGCUUACGGAAACAGCGGCAACGGACCUGCACCCAAUCGCUACGACAAGAGUCCUGUGCCGCCUGGCGGAUAUGGAGGAGGCCCUCCGCAACAACGAUUUGGAGGAUCAGGCAACUCUUACGGACAAGUGGGAGGUUAUGGCAGCGAUCCAUAUGGCAAUGGACAACCCGCACAAUCGCGUUAUGGGUCUGGUGGUUACGGUGGGCUAGGCCGGACCAGGAGCAAUGAGACCAUGGAUACCCAGGCAGGCCGUGACGCACUCUUCGGCGAUGCUGCCAACAGAGCACAGAGCAGACCGGCGGACUCGACAGAGCCACAAGGCGGCGACAACAGCUACAACAACACAGGUGGAUAUGGCUCAAACGAUAUGCCUGACGGCUACGGGUCUGGACCUCCGCGUGAACUCACUGCGGAGGAACAAGAAGAGGAAGAUGUCAACGCGACGAAACAACAGAUUCGAUUCAUCAAGCAGCAGGAUGUGGCAUCCACUCGUAAUGCACGCCGCAUUGCUGAGCAAGCGGAGCAGACAGGUCGCGAGACUCUUGCCAGAUUGGGCGCACAAGGAGAGCGUAUCCAUAAUACGGAACGCAACCUGGACAUGGCUUCCAACCAGAAUCGUCUUGCAGAGGAGAAGGCUCGUGAGCUCAAGACACUGAACAGAAGCAUGUUUGCAGUUCACGUUGCAAAUCCGUUCACAGCCAAGAAGCGAGAAGAAGCAGCAAAUGCCAUUGCGCUGGAGAAGCAUCAAGCGGAGAGACGACAAGCCGAUGCCACGCGGUCGGAGGCAUACAGCACCCAGGCGAGACACCAGGCUCAGCAGCGAGAUUUGAAUGGCAACGUGGUCAGGACCAAUAACCAGAAGAGUCUUGCCGAUCGUGCCAAAUAUCAGUUUGAGGCUGACAGCGAGGACGACGAGAUGGAGAACGAGAUCGAAGACAACUUGGACGCCAUUCAUCGCGGUGCUCGAACGCUUAACCAGCUGGGCCAGGCCAUGGGCAACGAGAUUGACUCGCAGAACAAGCACAUCGAUCGUAUCAUUGGAAAGACGGAUAAGGUGGACGACCAGAUUGCUGUCAACAGAGCGCGUCUGGAUCGCAUCAGCAAGAAAGGAUAGAUUGGCAGUAGUGUGUUGAUCGUCAACUUGAGAGUAGCGGGCAUUCCUAUACCCCUUCAAGGCUGACAGUGGCACCACUUGAGGAUAAUAGAUAAAAUUGAACUAUUCAAGAUGUCAAAUAAGCACUUCCUGCUCAAUGCACAAUUUCUAUGCUGCAGCAUUCGAAAAUGCACAAAAUUGAAUCUUCACAUUGGGAGGAGCGGAGUGCUGUCCGCACCCUUGCACCCCGCUGCUACGU